AUGUUUAAUUCUUUCCUCAAUGGAACUUUACCUCUUUCUAUUACAAAUUUGACUCAAGUUCAUGAAUUUGACGUGUCAAGAAAUGACAUAACAGGAAUCUUAGAUACUCUUUUGUUUUCUGAUUCAAGUGAUGAUCCAAAAAGAGGCCUAAUUAGUAUUAGGAAUCUUCUAUUCCAAGAUACCCACUUAAGUGGAACACUUCGUAAUAAAAUUGGUAACAUUAAAAACUUGACUAUUCUGGCUCUUGAUGCUAACAAUUUCUAUGGACCUAUUCCACCUUCUUUAGGAAAUUGCACACAUUUAAGUGUUCUUAGACUUAAUGAGAAUCAAUUCUCAGGUACAAUACCUCCUAGUAUUGGCAAGUUAACUAACUUAACUGAUGUGAGAUUUUUUGCAAAUUACUUGAAUGGCACGGUACCUAGAGAACUCAGAAACUUGUCUUCUUUGGUUGUCCUGCAUCUUGCUGAGAACAAUUUCAUUAGUGAGUUGCCACCUCAAGUGUGCAAAGUUGGAAAGCUUGUGAAUUUCAGUGCUUCUUCUAACCGUUUCACCGGUCCAAUUCCAGUUAGCCUUAAAAACUGUCCAAGUUUAUACAGAGUUAGAAUUAAAUACAACAUGCUUACAGGGUAUGCUGAUGAGGAUUUUGGAGUGUAUCCUAAUCUAACAUACAUUGAUUUCAGCUACAACAAGAUUCGGGGUGAGAUAUCUUCGAGCAAAAAGACAAAGUUUUACAUUUGUAUUAUGAGUUGGCAUUAUGGCCUCAUCAAAUGUAGUUGGCUUUAUUUAGUGUGA
Molecule: messenger RNA, 792 nt
Organism: Arachis ipaensis
Lineage: Eukaryota; Viridiplantae; Streptophyta; Magnoliopsida; Fabales; Fabaceae
Source: RefSeq, a predicted model, not a curated record